AUGAAACUCUUUAGCCAUCAAGCGUUGAAGGACCUACAAAUGUUCACCUCAUCUAAUGGCGUAGAAUUUAGCUUCAUUCCACCCCGCGCACCACAUUUUGGAGGCUUGUGGGAAGCUGCGGUAAAGUCCAUGAAACUUGUAUUGGUAAAAAACACUGGUCACGCGCAUUUGACGUACGAGGAACUCCAAACUGUCGCAGCUGAUGCUGAAGCGGUUGUCAACACACGACCCCUCGCGCCUCUUCCAGAAGAUCCAAACGAUGGAGAAGCCCUCAUUCCAUCGCAUUUGUUGGUCGGAACGUUUUUAAAGGCACUUCCAGAGCCAAGUUUAGAGGAAUGCAACCUAUCGCACUUGACACGUUGGCAACGGUUCACCUACAUCAAGCAACAAUUCUGGGAGCUUUGGCGACGAGAUUACUUGCACACCUUGCAGGCCCGCAGCAAGUGGCUAUCUCCAAAGGCGAACAUAGUUCCGGGGCAGCUGAUCAUGAUCCAUGAAGACAACGCUCCACCUCAGCAAUGGCCAUCAUUGACUUAA
Molecule: messenger RNA, 537 nt
Organism: Drosophila rhopaloa
Lineage: Eukaryota; Metazoa; Arthropoda; Insecta; Diptera; Drosophilidae
Exons: 1
Coding region: 1-537 (178 amino acids)
Molecular function (GO): nucleic acid binding
Source: RefSeq, a predicted model, not a curated record